CAGUUUCGUUCGUCUCUUGUCGUCUGUCGUCGUCUGUCGCAUGUGUUGCAGGCAGGUUAUGUUUUGAGUGAAUGUUCCAGAAAACCAUUCUCAAUUCGUGUGAUAAAGUUGUUUAAGAAGUCAUCUAUUCUCUUGACGCUUUUAUUUUUAAGCAACAUAAUGGGUGACGAAGAAGUCAAGACAACUUCUGUUGUGGAUGAUGCUUGGAAUUUGAAGCCAGAACCAUUUAAAAAAGGGGAUAUGAAGCAUCCUCUUGUAGAAGAAAGCUCCUUUGCAUCACUCUUCCCUAAAUAUCGAGAACAAUACCUAAAGGAGUCCUGGCCUCUUAUAGAAAAAAAAUUGGAUGAAUUUGGCAUAUAUGCAGGCUUGGACCUUGUUGAGGGCAGUAUGUGUGUGAAGACGACUCCCAAAACUUGGGAUCCGUCAAUGCUUUGUAAAGCUCGAGAUUUAUUAAGACUUCUUGCUCGUUCUGUGCCCUAUGAGCAAGCCCUAAGAGUUUUAGACGAUGAGACUGGAUGUGAUAUUAUUAAAAUAGGAACAAUGGUUCGAAACAAAGAGAGGUUUGUGAAGAGACGGCAGCGACUUAUUGGACCUAACGGCUGCACUUUAAAAUCCAUUGAACUUCUGACAGGCUGCUAUGUUCUAAUUCAAGGAAACACAGUAGCAGCUCUAGGACCAUACAAAGGCUUGGUUGAUGUCCGAAAAAUUGUAGAAGAUACUAUGAGAAAUAUACAUCCUAUCUACAAUAUUAAAGCAUUAAUGGUCAAGAAAGAACUAGCGAAAGACCCCAAACUCAAAGGGGAAAGCUGGGAUCGGUUUCUUCCUAAAUUCUCAGGUAAAACUGUGAAAACAAUUAAACCCAAGAAGAAGAAGAAUAAGAAACCAUACACUCCGUUCCCACCUGCCCAACCUGAAUCGAAGGUUGACGUUCAACUUCGGACAGGAGAGUAUUUCCUCAAAAAAGAAGAAGUGAAACAAAAUUGGCUCCGUAAGAAGCAGGAAAAGCAGGAACGAAUUGCGAAGAUGCGCCAGGAACAGAGAGGAGAAGCAUUUGUUGCUCCUGAUGAACCCUCUACAUCUAAUUCUCGGGAUUCUAAGAAAUCUAAUGAUGUCAAUAUAGAUGACUUGAAGAAAAAAAUUAAUAUGGCAAAGAAAAAGAAGAAAUCAGUUUAGUGUGUAGUGUCUUAUUGAAAUUUUAUGUGGAAGUGGAUGUGGUAAGGCUGAGCACGUGUCUUGUUAUUGUGGUGUUCCAUAACAUGUAGCAAAGUGAUGAUGAAAGUACACCAAAAACAUUA
This is a messenger RNA of Thrips palmi, 1295 nucleotides long. It is a transcript of the gene dbe, whose product is annotated as KRR1 small subunit processome component homolog. Bases 160 to 1173 code for a protein of 337 amino acids. Gene Ontology annotation, cellular component: nucleolus; small-subunit processome. The record is from RefSeq and is a predicted model, not a curated record. NCBI's taxonomy places the organism in Eukaryota, Metazoa, Arthropoda, Insecta, Thysanoptera, Thripidae. The transcript is spliced from 2 exons. Gene Ontology annotation, molecular function: RNA binding.